UCCAGCUCAGCCUCCCCAUCCCUCCAUCUCCAUCCUGUCACGGUGCUGUGCGUUAUGACGCGGGGCUGCAUUACGUGAGACUGUCGACUCAGCACCGGAUCUUGCUUAUGUAACGCUGCUGCAGGAAGAGAGGAGCGGAGGACUGACGGAUGGCUAAUUUACUGACAAAUAACGGCGAGUUGGCUGAUGUCUGAGCGGCUGCCGGCGGAGAGAACAAUGCUGAGUGUAGGUCGCCGGGCCGCAGUGUGAGAGCCUGGUCUGGGCACCAGGGGCCUGUCCCUCCGCACAGUCUGCAGCCUGCGGAACAUUCUGCUUUUUAUGCAGAUGUGAGGUUGGAUUGGUCUCCUUUCUGCAGGAAUAAACCAAUGCGGGUUUGUUUUAGAGGAGACACGCCUUCACAUUCUGAUCCUCACCAUCCUUUCUGCACUGAUCCAGCGGACAGCGCUUUGAUAAACAUGGCGGGUCCGGAGCAGUGCCAGCAGCAGGUGGAGGAGCAGGCGGAGCGCAUAGAUGAUGCUGAGAUGGCUCUGCAGGGCAUCAACAUGCUGCUCAACAACGGCUUCAAGGAGAGCGACGAGCUCUUCAGGAGAUACAGGACCCACAGCCCACUGAUGAGCUUUGGGGCCAGUUUCGUCAGUUUCCUGAACGCCAUGAUGACAUUUGAGGAGGAGAAGAUGCAGACGGCCUGCGACGACCUGAGGACCACGGAGAAGCUGUGUGAGAGCGACAGCGCCGGGGUCAUCGAGACAAUCAGGAACAAGAUUAAAAAGAGUAUGGACUCACAGAGGUCGGGCGUGGUGGUGGUGGACCGCCUGCAGAGACAGAUCAUCGUUGCUGACUGUCAGGUGUACCUCGCCGUGCUCUCCUUCGUCAAGCAGGAACUCUCAGCUUAUAUCAAAGGGGGCUGGAUUCUCCGUAAGGCGUGGAAGAUGUACAACAAGUGCCACAGUGACAUCAGCCAGUUGCAGGCGGGCAGUGAGCGGAGGUCCUCCCUUCACCAGGAGCCCCUCACCACGGACAACGCCAACCACAACGCCCCAGUGGAGAGCUGCGUGACGGCCGAGGCCCUGGACCGGCUCAAGGGCUCCGUCAGCUUCGGCUACGGCCUCUUCCACCUGUGUAUCUCCAUGGUUCCGCCUCACCUGCUCAAGAUCAUCAACCUGCUGGGAUUCCCCGGCGACCGUCACCAGGGCCUGUCCUCCCUCAUGUAUGCAAGCGAGAGCAAGGACAUGAAGGCACCACUCGCUACGUUGGCCCUCUUGUGGUACCACACAGUAGUGCUGCCCUUCUUUGCUCUGGAUGGCUCCGACACACAUGAGGGGCUGCUGGAAGCCAAAGCAAUUCUGCAGAGGAAGUCUGUGGUUUACCCCAACUCAUCUCUCUUCAUGUUCUUUAAAGGACGAGUUCACAGGCUAGAAUGCCAUAUCAACAGUGCUUUGGCCUGUUUCCAUGAUGCAUUAGAGCUUGCAUCAGACCAAAGAGAGAUCCAGCAUGUGUGUCUCUAUGAGAUUGGUUGGUGUAGCAUGAUAGAGAUGAAUUUUGAAGAUGCAUACAGAGCGUUUGAGAGGCUGAAGAAUGAGUCGCGUUGGUCCCAAUGCUACUAUGCCUACUUGACCGGAGUUUGUCAGGGUGCUUCAGGUGACCUGGAUGGAGCCAGCGGUGUUUUCAAAGAUGUGCAGAAGCUGUUCAAGAGAAAAAACAACCAGAUAGAGCAGUUUGCAGUCAAAAGAGCUGAGAGAUUGAGAAAGAUCUCUCCCACCAGAGAGCUAUGCAUCCUCGGUGUAAUUGAAGUGCUGUAUCUGUGGAAAGCACUUCAAAACUGCUCCUCAUCUAAACUGCAGAUAAUGAAUCAAGUGUUGCAGAGUUUAGAUGAGGCUUCCUGCAGGGGCCUGAAACACCUUCUUCUUGGUGCUGUUCACAAAUGUCAUGGAAAUAUGAGGGAUGCUGUUCAGUCGUUCCAGCUGGCUGCAAGAGAUGAGUAUGGACGACAGAUCAACUCUUAUGUUCAGCCAUAUGCCGUCUAUGAGCUUGGAUGCAUACUCCUUGCCAAACAGGAGACUGUUGGAAAGGGGAGGUCAUUUCUACUUCAAGCUAAGGAGGACUUUACGGACUAUGACUUUGAGAACAGGCUUCAUGUCCGCAUCCAUUCAGCCCUGGCUACUCUGAAGGAAGUUGUGCCUCAAUGACUCCAGCAUGGAUAGCUGCAAUGGCUAAAGCUUUGCUCAUAGCUUUUUACACCAAGUUUUAAGCCAAUCAAAAUGACUGUAUCACAACCCGGUGAACAGACUCUUUUUCAUUCUUAAAGUAUUUGGGGAAAUACAUUUCUUUGUAAUCUUACCCAGUCAGAUUGAUAUGAAGUGUGAUCUCUGUGCAUUUUGUACAGAAAUAGCUAGGUGUGUUCAUGCUAGCUUAGAAAUAAAGAGGAAAAGGCUAGACAAGCUAUGGCUAGCAAGUUAAAAACUAAACCUAAAACUUAAACUAGACAAUUAUACCGGUACAGAAUAUAUUUUAAGCCAGCAAGGUAGUCACCAAUACAUUUUGUGGAUGGAUUGCCUUCCGCUACAUAGACAAGAUGGCUCCCAUCAAGGAUGAGAAGUGUCUAGUGCUCCGCACUUAACGUUAGGAGCUCAAGAACAGACACAAAACUCAAAUUUAGACACAGGCCUCAUUUUUGUAUUUUUGUCUUAUAGUGUGUUCAAACACAGAAUGCUCUGUAUAAAAAGACGUCUUAAGGGUUUUUCAAAGCGGAUUUUUCCUCAGUCUGGCCAAGCUAAUUAGCUACCGGUUUCCCCUUGCUUUAAGACCUAGUGCUAAACCAGGCUGUUUCUGCACAGGACACACAUAGAUUGCAUUGAUAUAGACACUGUGCCCAGCAACAAACAAGCACAUUAACCCACCAUUUUAACUGUUUCUUUAAUUGUUUCCAACCUAAUGUAUUAGCUACAGCUAGUAAAAUGUUUUCUCAUUAGCUUGUGUAUGAAGAGGAAUUCACUAUUGCCUCCCCCUCCCUUCAGUGAGAAAUUCAGAACAUAAAAGUACAUUUUUUAUGAGAUAAUAUUUCCCUAAAUAUCAACUUCACAAUGACUGGUGAAUGGGACUAACUUAAUCACAUAUCAUGAAAAGGAUAAGGGAAAUAAGAGUCAAAUUGAAUAUUUGAUUUUAAAUAUGAAUUUAAAGGACUCCAUGGGUUGAUCAUUUUUUUUUCGUCAACAAUUUUCACUGCUUUUCCAAAUUAAAUUAUCAGACAGCUGGUCAUAUUGCAAAAAUAAUGUUGGGUCAUUUCACAAAGGGGCCACACAUGGCGCGUUUCCACUGCAGCGGGUAGCUCGCUUUAAGCGUGCCGAGCCGUGCGGGGCCUGUUUUCGGUUGCAUUUCCACUUGGCCUAGUUUUGGCCCGGGGCUACUUUUUCACCUUUUUUCUGGCCCGACUAAAUCGUGGUUCUAGGGCCAGGAACAACCAGGCUGAGUCGGGCUGAGUAUGCUAAACUAGAGAGAGAAUCGCUGGCAAGGGGGCUA
Gymnodraco acuticeps is the source of this 3516-nucleotide messenger RNA. RefSeq names its product tetratricopeptide repeat protein 39C-like. Lineage: Eukaryota; Metazoa; Chordata; Actinopteri; Perciformes; Bathydraconidae. Gene Ontology annotation, biological process: cilium assembly; otolith morphogenesis. The record is from RefSeq and is a predicted model, not a curated record. The coding region runs from base 366 to 2186 and encodes 606 amino acids. Gene Ontology annotation, molecular function: protein binding. The transcript is spliced from 14 exons.